Messenger RNA from Paramuricea clavata, 6300 nucleotides. Lineage: Eukaryota; Metazoa; Cnidaria; Anthozoa; Malacalcyonacea; Plexauridae. The record is from the annotation of a GenBank genome assembly.
AUGGUUGCCCAGGUCAUUGGCCAUAUGGUAGCCAGUUUUCCAGCAGUUGAAUUUGGCCCGUUAUAUUACCGUAGUCUUGAAAAAGAUAAAAGCACAGCCUUAUCGGCGCAUAAGGGUAAAUUUGAGGCCUCCAUGACCAUUUCCCACCAAGGGAAGGCCGAAUUAAAUUGGUGGUUAAAAAACCUAAAGAAUUCUCGCAAAAACUUUCUUCUAACCCCAAUUGACAUGGUGCUAUACUCAGACGCCUCUAUGACCGGUUGGGGUGCAGCCCUGGGGGAACAAUCCACAGGUGGAAACUGGUGCCAACAGGAGACUGAACUCCAUAUAAAUGUACUUGAAAUGAAAGCACCUUAUUUUGCCCUAAAAUCAUUUGUCUCAAAACUAAGAGGCAAACAUGUUAAACUUAUGCUGGACAACAGUACUGCAGUGUUUGUAAUUGUAAUUACUAACAUGGGCACUAGCCACAAUGAGGUGCUGAAUAGAAUUGCCGUUGAAAUUUGGGAAUUUUGCAUGACUAACAAAUUUAAACUUACCGUAGCCCACUUACCUGGGUCAGAUAACAUCAUUGCCGACAAAGAAUCUCGCCAUAUUUAUCGUGAAGCUGAAUGGAUGUUAAAUCCAUGUCACCUCCAAACAGCAAUAAACAAACAGUUCCCCAAGUACUGCUCAUAUCGGCCUGACCCAGAAGCAAUGCACAUCGAUUCUUUCUCUAUUUCUUGGAGCACGCAAAAUUUCUACUGUUUUCCCCCAUUUAGCUGCAUUUUGCAAACAGUUCAAAAGAUUAUACAGGAAAAAGCCACAGGCAUCCUGGUAAUUCCAAACUGGCCAACACAACCCUGGUACCCUCUCAUUGCACCCCUUCUAAUGCAACCAGUGCUCUCACAAUCAAAUUUUCGAAUUCCUUAGAAAAAGCUCGAAAAUUCCUCAGAUUUCCUUAAAAUUCCUUAAAUUGGUAAAAUUACCAGAAGGCCUGAUCACACAGUUGCCAAAAGUGUUUUUUCCUCCUUUUUUCUGUUUUUCAGCUUUUAUAACCUUAUUUCUAAGCACUAAAAAUUGAAAACAUUUUAUUGUUAGCGUAAUGCUAUAAAGAAAACAUUCAACAUGAUGUAUUUUUGAUCGUUGCUGCAUGAAGAGCUUAAAAAAUCUGUAGAUUUCAGAAGAAACAGCAUAUACUGACAUUUAACUUUUGAGAAUUUUAAUGAAAAGACCAGUGGCGGACACUUUACGAAUUAUUGGGGCUCGUGCCGAAGGCACGGGAAAAUUUUAAAAUUUGAAUCCCGGAAAUGUCAUUUGCAGCGUUCUGAGAACACAUUUUGUAAAAAACUAGGGUUUCAAAACACUGUUUUAAGUUUUGUUAUAAAUCACGUGCCAAGCCAUGUACAGAAACAUAUGCUAUUAUAUUAUGAUGACAAUUACGUUAUAUGAGUGUGACUUGUGUUAUUUCGUACUGGAACCAAAUUGGUACUGGAACAUAAGAACAUUUAUGACAUAGAGAACAUACGAAUAUUUAACAAUUAUUCGCGGAAGGCGAGGUGAUUAUCGGUGAAUAAAAACCGAGACGAAGUCGAGGUUUUUAUUCACGAUAAUCACUGAGCCUGAGGUGAACAAUUGUUUUAGUAUAAUUUCAUAGGUGAUUAUUUGGAAAAAAAAUAAGAAAAUACACAUUUCUUUGUCAUUUAAUUGACAAAAAGGCUUCGGCCGCCAAUUUGAAAAUCGCUUAGGUGAUUAUCGCGUAAUAAUAACCUCAACGGCAACCAAUCAGCGUGGAGAAUUUUCAAUAAUCACCUAUGUAAUUAUACUAAAUUGUAAUUAUGUGCGUAUAAUGUUGCUACUUUCAAGUUUAAAUCUCAUUUGCGUGGCGUGGUUAUCCUCCGUCCCGAACGUUUUUAGUCCAGGAUAAAAUGUUUCGGAAAUUCCUUAAAAAAAUCCUCAAAAACCUAAAUUCAUUAAAAAAAUCCUUAAAACUCUUCAAAAUUCCUAUUUUUAAGGAUAAUUCCUUAAAAGUGAGAGCACUGAGUAUAAAAUAGAAGUUAGCUGGCGCUUCGAACUAUAUAAUAUAUAUCGUAAAAUCCCACUCCUGGUAUUUGAAAUUUAACGUUUUCUGUGGAAGCAUGUAAUUUGAUACUUUGCCACUCCCCCUUGGGCAAUCAAUUUUUGUAGAGUCACGUGACCAGCCGAUACCAGGGUCUUUCCCCAAAAGACCCUGGGUACGAGGAUGUAGACAGGUUUUGUGUCAGGCCCUAACUUUAUAAGUAGAUGAAUACUGAGAACAACAUUGCCUAAUAUGGUCAUCUAUUAGUUUUAGCGUAAUGAUUGACGUUUGGAUUAAAGUAAACAAUAUAGGUUUUUAUGGGGCAUGUGAAAACAGGGCGUAUUAUUGUGAGACUGCGAGAAAUACGAAGAGAUUUAUAUACGUUUUAUACGCGUGUUUAUUGUGAUUCAUUGUGAUUGUGGAGAAUAUCUGUUCAGCGGAGGGAACAUUCUCUACACGUGGCACCUUCCGAUCGGAUCGGGUAAGUUUUAACUCGAUAAAAUCAAAUACAAACCGCUGUAUUUUUAAGUCAAAUGAGAUGGAGUCUGAGGCGCUAGAUACGAAGCUAACGCAGCUUGAAAUUACGGUCCAGAGAACAGAGUUUGUGUUGACUUCUGCACGACGAGAACAAAUCAAACGGCAUCUAGAAGCAUUGAAAGCGAUUUCACGUGAAAUUGACGAAUGUAAACGAGCCGUAGAACUCAAGAAAAUCGCAAAUAAGGAAGAGUUAUCCGAGAUAAACAAAUGGCAUGACGAAAUUGACGAGAAAUUAAAUAAAGCCGAUAUCGAAAUAAGUCGUCUCCAAGGGUGGCUCAACGACAAGGAGAAACAUGAGAAAUUUUCUGCACAAGAAGAACAGCUGAAAUUCGAACUAAAGCUACACGAAACAAAGUUGAAGUUACAAACAGAAUUGACAACAAAUUCAUCGCCAGACACGUCCAAUACGACUACAAUCACAGUGUCUGAGAAAACCGCAAAGCUUCCAAAGUUGGUGAUCUCAAAAUUUAACGGAUCUUAUAUGGAUUGGCCCAGAUUUUGGGGACAGUUUUCCGAAGCUGUAGACAAGAGUACCAUAGCCCCUAUCAGCAAGUUUACGUAUUUGUGUGAAUUACUUGAGCCCAGUGUGAAACGUGUAGUCGAAGCCCUUCCGUUCACUCCCGAGGGAUAUAACAGAGCAAAAUCCAUAUUAAAAGACAGGUUCGGGAAAGAAUCGGAAAUCGAGAAAGCAUACGUGAAGGAGAUAUUGGAACUGCCCCACAUAACAAGUCCAAGUGCAAAGAAGAUUGGCGAGUUUUAUGAAAAAUUAUCUUAUUCGGUGCAAGCACUGGAGACCAUGAAAAGAUUGGAUCAAGUUUCUGGAAAUGUCUCGAUGACCCUCGACAAACUUCCGGCAAUUAGAGGAGAUUUGGUACACACAGAUCCCGAUUGGGAAACCUGGGAUUUCCUCAAGCUAACUGAAGCGCUACGCCAAUGGGUAAGAAGAAAUCCAGCUGACAAGAACGCUGAACGAGAGCGCGAGGAAAACAAACGGAAACGGGACCACCACAAUAGAUUGUUCCAGGCAAGCGGCGGCGAUUUCAAGGUUACGGGCUGUGUUUACUGCCGAGAUGGAAACCAUAAAAGGAUUAUGUUUUAACUGUGCUACGAGAAAUCACCGCGCCGCGGAAUGUCCAAGCAAGACUUCAUGUCAAUACUGUAAGAGACGCCAUCACACCUCGUUGUGCGGACAAGCUCAAGAUGGGAACGUGAAAAAUGGGAAAUUGAUGACAGAUGGUAAAAGUGGUGAUGCAAUAUUUCCCAUUGUGGUCGUAAAGGUUGAUGGAAUCACCUGUCGUGCGCUUGUCGACUCCGGGGCUGGCAGUUCAUACGCGUCGGCGAAGCUCAUCGAUCUCCUGAAAAAGAAACCGAGUGCGACGAAGAUUCAGCGUAUCGACAUGCUGAUGAGCUCGCGAGUUACAAGAAUUGAGUCAUAUGACGUGGUGAUCGGGUCCGUGGAUGACCGUUACGAAAUGGAAGUACGUGUGACAAAAGUCAACAAGGGUGAACUGUUGAGGAUUGAUAACCCAAGAUAUGAACAGUUGAUACGAAAGCAUCAGCACCUGAAACAAGUCGAGAUCGCAGACCAUGAUUCGAAACUGCAACUCCCGAUUCACAUGAUAUUGGGAAGUGGAGAAUACGCUCGAAUUAAAACCGGAACUGUACCACUUGUCGGUGAGGACGGUGACCCAAUAGCUGAAUUGACCAAACUUGGGUGGUUCGUGAUGAGCCCGGGGGCUGAUUUUUACAAAACCACUGUUCUGAUGACACAAACCUCUCAGAGUGACUACGAGAAUCUCUGUCGUCUGGACGUGCUAGGGAUUGCAGACAGCGGAGAAAAUGAUCAAGAGAUGGUCUAUCAAGAUUUCAAAGAGCAACUUGGAAGAAGCCCAGACGGAUGGUAUGAAGCGAACCUUCCUUGGAAGCCACAUCAUGCCGUGUCAGCGACGAACGAGCAAGGAAGUCAAAGGAGAUUUGGACAACUUGUGAAGAAGUUGCGACGCGAAGGGAAUUACGACAGCUACGACCAGAUAAUUCAAGACCAAAUAAAAAGGAGUUUUAUCUUCCACAUAAAGCGGUUGUCAAGCGAGAAGCGGAAUCGACAAAACUCCGGAUAGUGUAUGAUGCCUCAGCGAAGGAGUCCAACCACCACCCAUCACUCAACGAUUGUCUCUACCCUGGUCCCCCCUUGCAAAACCUCCUCUGGAGUAUCCUGGUCAGGUCGAGAUUUUAUCCCGUGCUACUCAUUGGCGACUUGGAAAAGGCUUUUCUACAGGUCCGGAUCAAAGAAGAAGAGAGGGAUGCUCUGAGGUUCUUUUGGAGAUCGCCCAGUCAAGAUAAGACAGUGAUAUAUCGGUUUACGAGAGCACUCUUCGGUCUUACCUGUUCUCCAUUCCUACUAGGGGGAGUGAUCAGCCAUCAUCUUAAGUCGUGGGAACUGGAGUAUCCAGACGUAGUGAAAGAGAUACGGGACGGCCUAUACGUAGACGACCUGAUGGUUGGAGGCUCCAACGUCGAGGAGGUCGCAGAGAAGAAAGCAACAACAACCGAGGUGUUUGAGGACGCAACUUUUGCCUUGCAUAAGUGGCAUUCAAAUAGGGAAGAGCUCAAAAACGACAACGCUAAAUCAACCAGUGACGUGGGACCAACAUACGCAAAGCAACAACUAGGAUCGAACUCAUCCGAGGCCAAACUAUUGGGCCUGCCGUGGGACAAGAACGAGGAUACCCUGAGCGUUACGGCCGGUAAAGAGAAAUCAGCUUCAACAAAGAGAGGUGUUCUCUCGGCUCUAGAAAAGAUAUACGACCCCUUGGGUAUAGUGUUACCGACGACGCUUCAGGGAAAGAUAAUGUAUCGAGAGAUUUGCGAGUCCAACGUCGCCUGGGACGGGGAGUUCCCAAAGCCGUUAAAGAAACGUUGGGAUAACUGGUCUGCUACUCUUCCUGAACAUGUCACAAUUCCGCGAACACUAGCUCCAUACCUACAACCAAUAAAGGAAGUCACGCUUCACGCCUUUGGUGAUGCCAAUAAAGAUGGUGUAUCAGCGACGGUCUACGCCGUGGUCGAGCAAGAGCAAGGGACGACACAAUGACUUGUGUGCGCAAGAUCCCGUCUCGCGAAACGGAACCUGUCAAUCCCGCGACUGGAGUUGGUCUCGGGCCACAUGGCAGUAAAGCUCGCGACCAAUGUCAGAACGGCACUUACUAUUCAUCCACCACCAAUCAUUCACUGCUGGUUAGAUCUAAGCGUGGCGUUGUAUUGGAUCAAAGGCCAGGGAGAAUUCCGACAGUUCGUGUCUAACCGAGUACACAAGAUCCAGCAACAUCGCGAUGUUAAGUGGCACUACGUGCCAACGACCGAAAACCCGGCGGACCUAGGGAGUCGCGGAGGAAGCGUUGUGAGCCAUACGUUGUGGAGCAAGGGCCCCCUCUGGUUAAGCGAAGCAGCAAAGUGGCCAUCCGAUAUCGUUCUGAAAGCUUCCCCAGAAACUGAGAAAGAAACGAGAGUGACCAUCAGAAGUGUUCUCGCCAUGGCAGUUCGUGUUCGAGACGAUUUUGACAAGUUAUUGGAGUCUCACGGGCUGCGCAAAGUACACAGAAUCGGAGCAUGGGUACGGAGAUUUAUUCAAAAUUGCCGAUAGUUACGUAAGAACCGAAAGUUUGGACCACUGGACACCACGGAAAUCGAGAAAAAAAUAUAAAAAAGAUCUGGUGAAAAAAAAUCUGAUGUGA